AUGACGGCCGUGUCUGCCUCCAACCACGAAGAGGAGCUCCGGAACGACCUCAUCUCCCACUUCGUACUGCGAUUGGCGUACUGCCGUACUGCCGAGCUCCGGAAGUGGUUCCUGGCACAGGAAUGCGAGCUGUUCCGACUCAAGUUCGGGACUUAUAAUGCUGCGGAGCAUGAGGCAUUUUUGGCGGCCCAUGCUCCCCAGUACCGCCCCGUACCUGCCGCCGAGCUGGAUGAGCUGCUGCCCGAGAUUGUCCAGGUGGGGAGGGCCCGGGCCGUACUCCGCGCUCAACAGGACAGGAGGUUCUACAAGGUGUCCUGGUCCCGGGUUCCGGAGCUGGUGUCGCAACGCAGGGUGUUGCUGCGGGGCGGAUGGGCCUACGUGAGCCGGGACGCCCUGGCCCCCUUGGUGAUCACGGAGUUCAGAACGGGGAUCAGCAAGGGCCUUUCCGAAAUGGCUCGCAAGUGGCGUCAGAUGUUUCCGGCGGAGGAGGAGCAGCGCCUGCAGCCCCUGGUGGCGUCCCUAGUCGCUGACUACAGCGGCGUGGCCACCAAGUACGGCGAUGUGUCCGUCGCCACCCUGCACCAGCUGGCCUCCCGCCAUUUCCCGCUGUGCAUGUCCCACCUAAUGGCGGCGCUGCACUCCGAGAGGCACCUCAGACACGGGGGCAGACAGCAGCUGGGCCUGUUCCUCAAGGCCAUUGGUCUGCCUUUGGAGGAGGCCCUCAUCUUCUGGCGCUCCGAAUUCGCGCCUCGAACUCCCGCGGACCAAUUCGAUAAGCAGUACGCGUACAACAUACGACACAACUACGGCAGGGAGGGCAAACGUACGGAUUAUACGGCGCACAACUGCACCACCAUCGUGGGGUUCAGCGGCGGUCCGGGUGACCACCACGGCUGUCCGUACCGCCGACUGGAUGAGCCCUCGCUGAGGGCGGCGCUGGGUCGGCUGAGGUGUGAUGACCGCAAAAUCGAGGAGGCGGUGUCGAAGGCGCGUGACGGGCACUACCAGCUGGCGUGCGCUGCCGCCUUCGAGGGGAUGCACCGAGUGCCCGAAAUGGAUGUGGGAAUUUCGGCGCCGCUACAGUACUAUGCGGGUAGGUUACCGAGGGGGGGGGAGGGGACACCGGAGGCAUCGGACCCGAGGGGAGCAUGGCUGGGUCGGGGUGGUGCACGAACAGGAGGUCCUGAAACGUGCAGCGGGUAG
Messenger RNA from Volvox carteri f. nagariensis, 1203 nucleotides. RefSeq lists its product as uncharacterized. Gene Ontology annotation, biological process: DNA replication, synthesis of primer. The coding region runs from base 1 to 1203 and encodes 400 amino acids. The record is from RefSeq and is a predicted model, not a curated record. The transcript is spliced from 9 exons. NCBI's taxonomy places the organism in Eukaryota, Viridiplantae, Chlorophyta, Chlorophyceae, Chlamydomonadales, Volvocaceae. Gene Ontology annotation, cellular component: alpha DNA polymerase:primase complex.